Messenger RNA from Tribolium castaneum (red flour beetle), 3176 nucleotides. Its product is annotated as serine protease gd. Lineage: Eukaryota; Metazoa; Arthropoda; Insecta; Coleoptera; Tenebrionidae. The coding region runs from base 220 to 3111 and encodes 963 amino acids. Gene Ontology annotation, biological process: proteolysis. The record is from RefSeq and is a predicted model, not a curated record. Gene Ontology annotation, molecular function: serine-type endopeptidase activity. The transcript has 12 exons.
AGACAAUACCGUUCACGCUUUUGUUAUUCUUCUUUUUUAUUACGAGCUGCGAUGGCUCGAAAGCGUGCCAGUUUUCGGUGAGGUAGAGCUUAAAGUUGGUUUUAGUCGGCUGGUUAAAUAAAGUUGAGGCUAGAAGAGACAGUUUUUGGGUGAUUGGUUUGCUCAAUCGCCGGAACCGAAUGUCAUCAGUGUCACCACUCAAGCAUGCCCGUGUAAAAGAUGCACAUCUUGAGCUUCCUUCUUUGCGUCGUCACAACGAAAGCCAUGGUCGUCAGACCCCAGCUGUACUCCAGCCCAUGCCCAGACACCUUCCAGUACGAAAUGGACCAGAAUGGGCAGCUGUAUGGUACUAUUGGAGUCUACUCCUUCGACGAGAACAUCGUCAGACUCAACGUCGAGCUGUCGGUUGGAAACCGCGUGAACAGUUACAAUGGCGAGAUCCAGUUAGCCAAUCCCAAAGAACUCAUCUUCGACGACAUCCAGCAACAAAGACCCAUCAAAUAUAAAGUUUUCUUCCCUCGAUGGGAAAACACACCACCACGAGUAACCAAAAUCAGCGUCAAUGGGCAAGUUGUAUGUUCAGGACUGCCCAUAGAAAUGAACAAUUGGGUUCGUGUCUUAACCAAAAUCAACCUCGAACACACCCUGACCAUCAAAGUGUCACCUCUUCGAUCACAGAGCAGCCCUUUUGUACCAUCACGAAAUAACCCAUUCCUGUCGGAAAAGGCAAAUCCUUUUCAGGACACCAAAGUUGUCACGAAACCAAUUCGCAACCAAUUUUUGGACGAAUUCCCGGCUCCAGUUAGGACCACAACAGAGAAGAUUUUCAGAAGCUCAGGACCCUCCAAUGAAUUGUUUGGAGGCAACCCAUUCCUCAAUGGUAAGCCCACAGUACCACCAACCCAGCCCCCACCACCAGGCACGUGUGGCGUGUCAAUCGUAGCAAACCCAUUGGUAAUCAAUGGUAACACCGUUCCACGUGGUGCCUUCCCAUGGCUUACUGCGAUUUUUGCUGUUACCACCACCGGUCUUGAGUACAAAUGUAGCGGUUCCCUGGUCUCCCAAAAGCACAUAAUUACCGCCGCCCAUUGCGUGCAAGAAGGGCGCAAAAGGCCCCAACCCGAGCGCUUCCUCUUCGUCCUCGGCAAACUGAACAUCAAGAAAUGGUCGCUCAGCGAGGGCGAAAAAAUGGUCGAAGCCGAGGACAUCCGAAUACACCCGGACUAUGUCCCUUUGACGUCGGACGCGGACAUAGCCGUCGUGAUUCUGGCCGAGAAGAUCGACUUCAGCAAGUACAUCCGGCCCAUAUGUCUGUGGUCCGAGCCGGACGAUGUGGACAAAAUCGUGGGCCAAAAGGGCAAGGUAGUGGGCUGGGGCCGCGACGAGCAGGACAACUUGAUGACGGCUGAGCCCAAACAGGCCGAUAUUCCCGUCGUGGGCCAGGAGGAGUGUCUGCGCUCGUCGGAGGCCUUCAGGUACAUCACGUCGGAGAGGACCUUCUGUGCCGGGGAGAGGAACCAAAGUGGGCCGUGCAAUGGCGACAGUGGGAGUGGCUUCAUUAUGAAGAGGAGUGGCAGAUGGGCGUUGAGGGGCGUGGUGUCGAUUUCGACCUAUGAUCCCAUUAAGCAGAGCUGCGAUUUGUCCAAUUACGUCGUUUUCACUGAUGUUAGUAAAUUUAGGGCCUGGCUGUUGGCUAUCAUUAAUUUAGUCAAAAACCAGUUGGAAAAUCCAGCACAAAAUGAUUCAAUAAACACAAUGUUGCCACAGCUGUUCUUAGCCGUGUUUGCUGCGAGUGUCUGCAGUCAGACGAUCCCGGAAAAUCCGUGUCCGGAAUUUUUCACGUACCGACAAGAAAGGGGUGUGUUUUUCGGCGAGAUUAAUGUUCCGUACGAUGGAAGCAAGAAUCUCAACUUGGCUGUGAAUAUUUCCAUGGUUGGGCUUUAUCAAAAUUUGAAAUUGAGACUUGAACUUUUGACUCCUGCUGAUCAAAUACUUUCGGCACAAUAUUUGAAGUAUAGGGUGAAUUUUCCAUUUCAAAAUGUCGUCCCGAGAAUUACGCAGAUUGCGUUUAAUGGACGGAUUUUUUGCUAUGGAUCCUCAGAGCAAGUUUCUAUGAAAGGUGUGACCAAUCUUUGGUCCAACAUCGUCUACCGCAUCAACCAAUACACUUAUAACAUCCAGAGCGGGUUCAAGGAACCAAUCAGCUCCAAUAAUUUGAACCAAUACAAUAAUGAACCCAUGAACAACCCCUUCAUCCACCCCACCACUGAAACCACCACCACAACCACCACCACAUGUCCCACGAUUCAAGACAACUGUGGAAUAGCCAACGACAUCCAAACCUUGGUUCUAAAGGGUGAAAAGACAAUUGAAAAUGAAUACCCAUGGUUGGUUGCUAUGUUCCACAGACAAGGGGUUUCCUACGAGUUUCAAUGCACGGGGAAUUUAAUCACAGACCGUCAUGUACUCACAGCUGGCCACUGCGUCUGGUACUACAAAGCCCCCCUGAUUGACAAAUCCGACAUUCUCCUCGUCCUCGGCCGCUCCGACAUCUCCCAUUGGGCCUCCGCCGGAGCCCUCAUACGCACCGCCUCCCAAGUCACGCCCCACCCCAACUACAAGCAAUACUCCGGCCACUGCGACCUCGCAAUCAUCAAAAUGAACGAAGAGGUGAUUUUCAAGCCAACCAUUCGCCCUAUCUGUCUCUGGACGGGCGACACCGACCUCAAAACAUUUGCCGGCGUUAGGGGCGUGGUUGCUGGGUGGGGCAAAAGCUCAGAGGGGCGGCACGUCGUUGCCACGCCCCGAAAAGUUGCAAUGCCGGCGGUUUCGCAAGAAACGUGUCUACGAUCGCACGCAAAUUUCCGAAACUUGACGUCGGAUAUGACGUUCUGUGCGGGGAAUAGGGAUGGAAGUGGGCCGUGCAAUGGCGACAGUGGGGCGGGGUUUAUGGUGAAGAAGGAGGGGCGGUGGUAUUUGAGAGGCGUGGUCUCCACGGCGAUUAAAAAGGAGGAUUUCUCGUGCGAUUUGAACGAGUUUGUGGUGUUUUCGGAUGUGGGGAAGUUGAGGGAGUGGGUUAAGGGCGUGGUAGGGGCGGGGCUAUUGAAAUAACGGACGGUUUUCUUGUAAUUUAUUGGUUGUGACGAUUAUGAACUUACAAUAAAAAUUUUAUUUUU